GAAGAAUAUGCCACACACGUCACAAUCAGGAAGUUUUGAUCUAGUCAGGUGUCGCGUUGCGUUGCGUUUAUAUGAUCAUAUGCACCUGCAAAAGAUUUGAAGUAUACCGCACUUGAUUCAACUACUCACUACCAAAAAUGGGUGCAAACAGGUUCUGUUUUGCGCCAUCAUUUCUCCUCGCGGUUCUGGUGCACUUUGCAGCGUUUUCCGUACUCAUCCACACCACGACAGCACAGAAUAGCAGCGCCGCCAUAAGCAAUCGCCUGGCGUUGCUCGCCAUCAAAUCCAUGAUUAAAGAUGGCCCGCAAGGUGUCAUGACCUCAUGGAACGACUCCAACACUAACUUCUGCCAAUGGGAAGGUGUUACUUGCAACCCCCGCCGCCAAAGAGUCACCCUCUUGGACCUCUCAUCCGGAGGCUUAACCGGUACGUUGUCUCCUUCCAUCGGAAAUCUAAGCUUUCUCAGUGAGAUUAAUCUCUUUAACAACUCACUUUCUGGUGAGAUACCACCUGAAAUUGGCCGUCUCUUUAGACUACAAAAACUACGCCUUCAUAACAACUCUUUCACGGGAAACAUUCCGGCUGCCAUAACGAAUUGUUCCAACCUCCAAGUCCUUCAUUUGGGUAACAAUCUUCUGGUCGGCAAGAUCCCAGAUGAAAUUGGUUCAUUGUCCAUGCUAUACUUCCUUUUUCUUAACACGAAUAGCACAAACAUCCUAGAAGGCGGGAUUCCACCGUCCAUUGCAAAUCUUACAUUGCUCGAGACACUUUCUCUCGGCGAGUGUCAAUUCGGUGGACGCAUUCCCGACAUAUUCCACCGGCUGACUAACUUGAGAAGACUUGCAUUGCCCGGAAACAACCUUGUCGGUACCCUCCCGCCUUCUUUUUAUAAUCUUUCAUCCCUAGAACAAGUAUUUCUAGAUAAUAAUCAACUCACUGGUAGACUACCCGCAAACUUAGGCUCGAUUAUGCCUAAUCUUGCGGUACUUUCUUUGCCAGAUAACCGAUUCACAGGCCCCCUUCCACCAUCCAUUCUCAGUUCCCAACAACUACAAGUCCUAGAUGUAGCUCGAAACAAUUUUUCAGGAAAACUAGCAAUCGCUUCUCGGAAUUUUUGUAAUUUUGUAAUCUUGUCACUAAGUUCUAAUAGUUUUGGAAGUGGGGAAGAUGAUGAAAUGAAGUUUAUAGAUGAUUUGUCAAUUUGCAGAAUACUAGGAGUGUUAGAUCUUGGUAACAACCAGUUACAAGGUUUCCUACCGGAAUCUUUAGGAAAUUUGUCGACUACGCUUUAUAUUUUAAGUGUUGCUUCAAAUCAUUUCUCCGGUGGCCUUCCUUCGUCGGUGGGUAAUCUUUCCGGUCUAACGCUACUAGAUUUGUCAAGUAAUCGAUUCACAGGCACACUUCCGGUGACCAUUGGCAAUCUUGAAAAUCUACAGAGGUUAAAUCUUACGAGUAAUUCUUUCUCAGGGAACAUUCCUGUUUCUUUAGGAAAUCUGGCAUCAAUUACUGAACUCUACCUGACUUUAAACGAAUUUAACGGUAAUAUACCAUCAAGUUUAGGUAACUGUAAAAAGUUACUAAGAUUAAACCUCGAUCGAAAUAACCUUACCGGAAACAUACCUAGGCAACUAUUCGAAUUGUCGUCACUAUCUAGUAUCCUGAAUUUGGGUAAUAACCAAUUAUCGGGACAACUUCCCGUGGAGGUCGGCAAUCUUAAGAACUUAAACGAAAUUAUUCUGGCCAAUAAUCGAUUGUCAGGCAACAUUCCAAGCAGCAUAGGCAGUUGCAGCAGCCUCCAGAAACUUAACAUCAGCAACAACUUCUUUUCGGGAUCUUUUCCAGCAUCAUUGGGAUCUUUACGAGCCCUUGAAAACCUUGAUGCCUCACAUAACAACUUCACUGGGGAAAUCCCGGCUUAUUUUGAAGUAAUGCCUUUAAGAAAUCUCAACAUGUCUUUCAACGAUUUAGAAGGCGAAGUGUCGAGAAAAGGAGUGUUUGCCAAUGCAAGUUCGGUGUCUCUUCUUGGCAACAGUGGGCUUUGUGGCGGCGAACCUGAACUUCAGUUACCCAAGUGCCGAUCUAAUAAGACGAAAAAUAAGUUGAGUCUUGCAGUUAUAUUAGUGAUUGCUUUUGGUUCCGCUCUGAUUUUUGUGGCAAUGGUGUUGUUAUUUUUGUGCUGUCCACGGAAAAAGGAAGUAGAAGAUGAUCCAGAAGAGACUACUUCUGGGGAGCCCCUAAUUCAAGUUUCUUAUGAAACUCUCUACAAAACAACCGACGGGUUUUCCACUAAACACUUAAUCGGUGAAGGAAGCUUUUCAUCUGUAUAUCAAGGGUACCUUGAUACAGACGUUGUGAAUGUGAAUAAUGUUGCUAUCAAAGUACUAAAUCUCCAUCGUCGGGGAGGUUCCAAGAGCUUCAUUUCCGAGUGCGAGGCACUGAGAAAUACCCGACACAGAAACCUAACAAAAGUCAUAACUUGUUGCAGUGGCAUUGACUUCCAAGGCCGUGAAUUCAAAGCCAUAGUUUAUGAAUUCAUGCCAAAUGGAAGUUUAGACAAAUGGUUACAUAACCCCCAAAGUGAGCUCCAUCAACUCAGCCUGAUUCAGAGAGUGUGUAUCGCGCUGGAUGUGGCUUAUGCACUUAAUUAUCUCCAUCAUCAUGCUGGAAAGACUAUUGUGCACUGUGAUUUGAAGCCAAGCAACAUUCUUCUUGAUGAAGAUAUGGUUGCACAUGUCGGAGACUUCGGGCUUUCAAAGAUUCUUCAUUCUGAGUACCAACAGAGAUAUAAUAGCAGCUCGGCUGGAGUUAGAGGAACCAUUGGGUAUGCAGCUCCAGAAUAUGGGGUUGGGAGCAAAGUGUCAAGAAAUGCAGACAUGUACAGUUAUGGGAUCAUGUUGCUGGAGAUGAUGACAUGUAAGAAGCCUACUGACGUCAUGUUUGGAGAAGAGCUCAGCCUACACAACUAUGCUAAGAAAGCCAUGGGUGAUGGUGCACUGGAGAUCGUUGAUCCGGUGCUUCUGAAAGAUGAGAAGAAGACAAGCAACAAGGAAGAAGCAACAGGUUAUACGAAUCAAGAAAGGUGUUUGCGUUUGUUGCUGGAAAUAGGCGUGUCAUGUUCCAUGGAAUCACCACAGUAUAGAAUGGACACGGCUAGUGUUAUCCAAGAGUUACAAUUGAUAAAGGAUGCCAUUUUAGGGACUUCAACUGUUUUCUUAUCUUCUGUUUGAACCUGUGAACUAAACUCAAGUGUGAGAGUUGAUAAUGCGAGUUAUGUUGGGUUUUGGGCCAAUGAGGAAGCCCAACAAUACUUUCUAUGGCCCAAUCUUAUUUUUUGAAGAUGGAUAAAAGAGAAGAAGCAGGGUUCAUUUGGUUAACACUGUUAUGUGCUCAUUUCCUUGGGUGACAAUGAUAUGCAUCAGAAGCUUUACUUUACGGCAGAUGGGAUUUGUAUUAUUUAAUUUUGUAUGAUAUUUAUUUUACUAGUUAUUUUAUUUCCUUUGUUAAGAAAGAGUCAAGUCAAAGUGGUUAGUAAUUUCUGCACUAUUUUAGGAGAACAUGGGUUAAGGAGUAGUGGGUAGUUUGAGUCUUGUUACUAUUUAUAAUUUUCGUUUGUAGUUUGGUUGUUUUUAUGAAUGAAUAAAAUGAAUUAAGUCUGAGUUUCUCUCUAAAUAUUCUUCUAGUUUCCACCUAUUUUCUGUGGAGUUUGACCCACUUUAACGGGUUAUCUAUCAAACCAAGUGGUACACAUCAAUUGGUAUCAGAGCGGUCUUGAUCCACUCUUAUGGACGCUCAAAAAUGGAACGAGUCGUUGGCUCGAAUCGAGUCAAUGCUUGUUGAGAUUAUUGAUUUUCUCAAGAACCGAACUCGGUUACCACCACCAGUUUCCGCCACCGCACUGCCAUCCCCAUCACCCGCUGCUGCCUCACCACCACCGCCAACCAGUGCACUCACACUACCAUCUCCACCAAUUCUAUAACUUUCAACACCCUCAAAACCCACAUCACCAUUUGCAAAGACUCAUUCCCUGAAACUGGCACCCUCACCCAAACCACCUCCAACAAAAGCAGCCCUUAUAGUUGCACCCAAACAAGUACCAACGGCUGGUGUACUCAGCCCUUCCCCAUCUCCGAAUCCAGCAGCAAUACCAUUGAAGAAAGCUUGCCAAUCAUCAACAAUGAAGACGAGAGUGAAAACGAUUAUCGAUGUGGCCAAGAAGCGCGAGUGGUGUCCAUCAUGGCGCUUCACGAAAACUACUCUGAAUGUUACCGGUAGCGUCGAGUGGCGGCCUCCGUGGUAUUUCACCAAGCCUCGCCCGAAGGACACGGGAAGGAUCAUCGAUUGGCGUCCCCCU
Molecule: messenger RNA, 4351 nt
Organism: Helianthus annuus (common sunflower)
Lineage: Eukaryota; Viridiplantae; Streptophyta; Magnoliopsida; Asterales; Asteraceae
Product: receptor kinase-like protein Xa21
Exons: 2
Coding region: 138-3227 (1029 amino acids)
Biological process (GO): protein phosphorylation
Molecular function (GO): ATP binding; protein kinase activity; protein binding
Source: RefSeq, a predicted model, not a curated record